UGUGAGGGGCCGGGAGUACAAAUACGGCGGCUCGGGCGCAGCGCCGGCACAGGCAGCGGCCACGCCGGGUGCCUCGAGGGCGCGAGGGUCCCCCGCAUCGGCGAGCCCUGGGACCAGUCUCCCCGCGGACUGCCGGCAGAGCUCUCAAUCCCACUGACAUAAAGCUCCGAGGACCCCCACAGAUCGUGCACCAAGAAUUCCGUUCAGGUCCUCGCGGAUGGGCGUCAGCAUCGUCUACUAGACAGCAGAAUGGAGACCACACCCUUAAAUUCCCAGAAGGAGCUGUCAGUGUGUAAGAACGGAGAAGACUGUCAGGAAAAUGGACUUCUACGGAAGGGUGUUCCCGCCUCUGGGGAUAAGGUGGAGUCCGGCCAGAUCUCCAACGGGUACUCAGCAGUUCCGAGCCCCGGUGCAGGAGAUGACACUCCGCACUCCAUCCCGGCUGCCACCACCGCCCUAGUGGCUGAGGUUCACUCGGGGGAGCGGGAGACCUGGGGCAAGAAGAUGGAUUUCCUCCUGUCGGUCAUUGGCUAUGCUGUGGACCUGGGCAACGUCUGGCGCUUUCCCUACAUCUGUUACCAGAAUGGAGGGGGAGCAUUCCUCCUCCCUUACACCAUCAUGGCCAUUUUUGGGGGGAUCCCGCUCUUCUACAUGGAGCUCGCGCUGGGCCAGUACCACCGAAACGGAUGCAUUUCAAUAUGGAGGAAAAUCUGCCCGAUUUUCAAAGGGAUCGGUUACGCCAUCUGCAUCAUUGCCUUUUACAUCGCCUCCUACUACAACACCAUCAUGGCCUGGGCACUCUACUACCUCAUCUCCUCCUUCACCGACCAGCUGCCCUGGACCAGCUGCAAGAACUCCUGGAACACCGGCAACUGCACCAACUACUUCUCAGAGGACAACAUCACCUGGACACUCCACUCCACGUCCCCCGCGGAGGAAUUCUACACGCGCCAUGUCCUGCAGAUCCACCGGUCCAAGGGGCUGCAGGACCUGGGGGGCGUCAGCUGGCAGCUUGCCCUCUGCAUCAUGCUCAUCUUCACUAUUAUCUACUUUAGCAUCUGGAAAGGCGUCAAAACAUCUGGAAAGGUGGUGUGGGUGACAGCCACCUUCCCUUACAUCAUCCUUUUGGUCCUGCUGGUGAGGGGGGCCACCCUCCCCGGAGCCUGGAGGGGUGUUCUCUUCUACUUGAAACCCAACUGGCAGAAACUCCUGGAGACAGGGGUGUGGGUGGAUGCUGCUGCGCAGAUCUUCUUUUCUCUCGGUCCUGGCUUUGGGGUCUUACUGGCUUUUGCUAGCUACAACAAAUUCAACAACAACUGCUACCAGGACGCCCUGGUGACCAGCCUGGUGAACUGCAUGACGAGCUUCGUUUCGGGAUUUGUCAUUUUCACGGUGCUUGGCUACAUGGCUGAGAUGCGGAAGGAAGAUGUGUCCGAGGUGGCCAAAGACGCAGGCCCCAGCCUCCUCUUCAUCACGUACGCAGAAGCCAUCGCCAACAUGCCCGCGUCCACCUUCUUUGCCAUCAUCUUCUUCUUGAUGUUGAUCACACUGGGCUUGGAUAGCACGUUUGCAGGCUUGGAGGGGGUGAUCACGGCGGUGCUGGAUGAGUUUCCGCACAUCUGGUCCAAGCGCCGGGAGUUGUUGGUGCUCGGUGUGGUCGUGACCUGCUUCUUCGGGUCCCUGUUCACCCUGACGUUUGGCGGGGCCUACGUGGUGAAGCUGCUGGAGGAGUACGCCACGGGGCCCGCCGUGCUCACCGUGGCCCUGAUAGAAGCGAUGGCUGUGUUCUGGUUCUACGGCAUCACCCAGUUCUGCAGCGACGUGAAGGAGAUGCUGGGCUUCAGUCCCGGAUGGUUUUGGAGGAUCUGCUGGGUGGUCAUCAGCCCUCUGUUUCUCCUGUUCAUCAUUUGCAGCUUUUUGAUGAGCCCGCCACAGCUGCGACUUUUCCAGUAUACUUACCCUCCCUGGAGCAUCGUCCUGGGCUACUGCAUCGGAACCUCGUCUUUCAUCUGCAUCCCCACAUACAUCACCUACCGGCUGAUCAUCACUCCAGGGACACUGAAGGAGGUUGUCCUUUAUGGCAGCUGUGAGGGUCCCUUGGCUCUAUUGAUUCAAACCCAGAGGCCAAGCGUAUUAUUAAAAGUAUCACUCCAGAAACACCAACAGAAAUUCCCUGUGGGGACAUCCGCCUGAAUGCCGUUUAAAAUGCUUCAACGAGAGGAGGGGAGUGGCUUCUCCACCACCUCUCCUCCAGCUCUGACGAGUCGCACCGUCUUCUCCCUCCAAGGGAAUGAGUUCCAGCUAAGCCUGACAAUGGAAGGGCCUUCUUCAGAGAGACACAGUCUCCAAAGACUAUGGUGCCCAGACUCUCAUGGCCUCCAGCCACUUCUUCCUGUGCCAUCUCCUGGACAUGUUACCAUGUUAGACUCUGUGAUGCAGCCGAACUGGACGAUUUUGGAUGCGUGAGGGUGUGUAUGGAGGUGAUGAAAACCACCAUGUAAUCAAGUUAGGACUAGGUUUAGAAUCAAGUCUGUGAACGUCUACUGUAUCAUUUCUCGUUAUGAUCCUUGGUGUCUGACAUAUGUUUGCUUCUAAAGCCCUCAUUGUUCAUGGAUGCAUAAGCCAUUUAUUGCUAGCCAUUUAUUUUCUGAGUAGCAUAGACUUCAUAGCUGGAUCUACUAGACCCCUGUAACCCAUGUGCUGCUGUGGAGUCAGGAGAGGAAAAUAUAAGAAACUAAACUGAAAAAUAAUGUGA
This is a messenger RNA of Myotis myotis, 2755 nucleotides long. RefSeq names its product solute carrier family 6 member 4 (gene SLC6A4). NCBI's taxonomy places the organism in Eukaryota, Metazoa, Chordata, Mammalia, Chiroptera, Vespertilionidae. Gene Ontology annotation, biological process: serotonin uptake; sodium ion transmembrane transport. The record is from RefSeq and is a predicted model, not a curated record. Gene Ontology annotation, molecular function: serotonin binding; serotonin:sodium:chloride symporter activity. Bases 250 to 2193 code for a protein of 647 amino acids. The transcript has 15 exons. Gene Ontology annotation, cellular component: plasma membrane; neuron projection.